Schistosoma margrebowiei is the source of this 1254-nucleotide messenger RNA. The record is from the annotation of a GenBank genome assembly. Lineage: Eukaryota; Metazoa; Platyhelminthes; Trematoda; Strigeidida; Schistosomatidae.
AUGCCGUCUACAAAUAAAAUUAAAUCAUGCGGACGUCGUAAACGACUACGUUAUUUUGAAUCCACUACAGAUUUAAUAGCACGGAAAUUAAUCACUUAUGGUGAAGAAUUCAAUCAUAAUCAAGUACAUACAUUGUUAUUAUCACUUAAAUCGCGUAAAUCAAUAGCACAUUGUAAACUACGCUGUGAACCAGAUGGGAUACGAUUAAAACGUGCUUCAAAAUUUGGUGCACCACCUCCAAGAAAAUUUUAUCCAUAUAAAGAUAUUGAACGAUAUUAUGUAUUUGAUAAUGAUCCUACAAUACUUAUAUUAGGUUGUGUUGAUCAUGAACAACAUAGUCGUUAUUAUGAUUUUUUUAAAUUACCUGAAUCCCAUUAUAAAGAUAUUACUACACUUAUUAAUAAAGCUAGAAGUCAUUCUGAUUAUAUAUUGAAUGAAGAUGAUACAACUUUACCAACACCAGGUGUAUAUUCAUCACAUUCUAGUUUGAAUGUAUCUAAUGAACAACUUUCACAAAAUAAUAUUUCUAUGCAAGAAACUAUAAAUUUAAAUCAGAAUAAUGAAGUACCUAUUGAUAAUUUACAACAAACAAAUAAUGAUAAUAUAACUAAUGCUAGUGUUAAUAAUUUACAAAUAAAUGAUAAUUAUUCAUUAGAGGAGAUUCAACAAAAUAUAGAUGAUACCUUACAAAAACAAUCUAUUGAUAAAGAUGAUGUGAUUAUACAUGAUCAUGAUGAAAAUCAUCAAAAUUUAGAUGAACCUAAAAUGAUUAAAUGUGAAUUUGAACCAGUUGAUGAAUCAAUAGAAAAUAUGGAAAUAAUGGAUUAUACAAAAAUAUCAUCAACAUCAACACAACCUAAUAAUCAGCAAGUGAUUCAACACAAUAAUGAUAAUAAUGAUGAGGAUGAUGAGGAUGAUGAUGAUAAUGAUAAAAAUAGUUUAAAAAUCAAAUUUAAUGAAUUAAAAGAAAAAGAUGAAACAUUUGCAAAAUUAACUGAAAAUAUUAAUGUUAAUGAUUUAUCAGCUGUAGAUUUUCGUUAUGUUUCAACAAAUCCUGAUCAAGGUAAUCGUAUUGUUGAUAAUGGUGAUAUUUAUAUAUUUAUUGCACAUUAUAAAAGACCAGAAAAUUUUAGGAAUUUUAUUGAUUAUAAUAAUUAUAUUGAUGAAAUUGAUACGGAACAACAAAUAACUAAUAAAAUUUAUAAGAAACAUCAUAGUACAGCAGAUAAAUCAUUUUCUUUACGUUACAUUUAA